Acanthoscelides obtectus is the source of this 438-nucleotide messenger RNA. Lineage: Eukaryota; Metazoa; Arthropoda; Insecta; Coleoptera; Chrysomelidae. The record is from the annotation of a GenBank genome assembly.
AUGGAAUCCACCUUCCAUGACGAAAAGACAGAUGUGCCUCACAGUGACGAAAAUCCUAUUCCAAAACCCCCAGAAUCCUACACUUGCGAAUCAGAAAACGAAUCAGAUCAUGGCGAUCGAGUGAUUCGUCAGGAAGAAGAUAUGCCAUCAACGUCAAGAGAUCCUGAUUUUAUACCGAGCACGUCAUGCCACCAACCGCACAAAAUAACACAGUCAGAAUUAAAUGAUCUUGUAAGAGAUUUAGAACUGAAGGCAGAGUUACUUGGAUCAAGACUGCAGCAAUGGAACUUAUUAGAAAACGAUGUUUCGGUAUGUGUUUUUCGUAAACGCCACAAGGACUUAGAACCGUUUUUCAAUAUGGAGAAUAACUUGGUUUUCUGCAGUAACAUUAACGGCUUACUGGCGGCUUUAAAUAUAAACUAUAACCCAGAAGAAUGA